AAUGGACACAUCCGGUUGCUAGCCGAGGUAGCUUACUGCUAAGAUUAUGGAGGCAGUGCAUUUCUGUUUCCUAUGACCGGCCCGCUACACACCUGGCCUUUUUGUCAAGACUCUGCUACACUGUAGAUACUUUUAAUCCUGCUCGGGAUCCAACCAGCCUGUCGUCAAACCAAAAGAGGCUUUACAUGUACUCCUCACACUCCAGGAUUCAGUGUGCCAUGCUAGAGGCAAUUGAAUCCAAUUGUACUACUUGAGGAACGCUGACAGAUCACACACGAACAGUAAGGGCGAUCCUAGCACUAGGUUGGUGAAAAUUUGACAAUGACCAGCCUGUUCAGGCGAAGCAGUAGUAAUGGAGGAUCUAGAAGCACUGGUGGAGGUGAUGGACAGAGCGAGCUUAACAACACCAGACCCAACCGCCAGGUCCGCCGACUGGAGUUCAACCAGGCAAUGGAGGACUUCAAGAUCAUGUUCCCCACAAUGGAUUAUGAAGUAAUCGAAUGUGUCUUGCGUUCCAACAAUGGUGCUGUGGAUUCCACCAUUGACCAGCUUCUACAGAUGAGCAUUGAUGGACAGACUACAGAUGAUAGCUCAGACUCUGAUGACAGCAUCCCACCAGAGAUUCUGGAGAGAACGCUUGAACCAGACAGUUCAGAUGAGGAACCACCGCCAAUCUACUCACCACCAACAUAUGAUAUGGACAUUUUUGAUAGUAAAUACCCAGAAGCCCCACCAAAACCCCCACCAAGAUUUGAAGCCCAACAACAACUUUCAGGUCCCAAGCAGGUCAAAAACUUAAGGAAUUGGAACCCUCCAUUGCUUGGAAAUCUCCCAGAUGAUUUCCUUAGGAUCCUGCCUCAGCAAUUAGAAAGUAUAAAGAGUACUCAGGCUGAGCUUUCCCAGCUUGGAACAUCACCAUCCUCAUCUUCAGUCUCUUUGAGUAAAAUGACAGGCCAGUCAAGUUCUCAGUCUAGAGUUGAAGGCACAACUCGUGCUCCAGGUGUGACGGCAAUAGCUACAGAGCAAGACAAGAAACUGAAGCAGUAUCUGGAAGAUGAGCGCGUUGCGCUUUUUCUACAGAACGAGGAGUUCAUGAGAGAACUGCAGCGAAACCGGGAGUUUCUUGUUGCCUUAGAGAGAGAUCGCUUGAAGUAUGAAUCAAAGAAAUCAAGUAAUUCAUCUGGCUCGGAGAAUUGCCCAGAGGCUGUGUCAGAAGAUGCCCUGUUCAGAGACAAACUUAAACAUAUGGGCAAAUCUACAAGAAAGAAGCUUUUUGAAAUUGCCAAAACGUUCUCAGAAAGGACAAAGAGAAGAAAGUCAAAAAGGAGAACACUUCUGAAGCAUCAUUCGUUGGGUACCGCUCAUUCCACAGCCAAUCUCCUUGAUGAUGUGGAAGGAAACUCCUGUGAGGAAGAAUGUCAAUCAAGAAGAGCAACCACUCAGGAAGAAAACGGGCAACGCAGUGAGACAGAGUCAUGAUCCUCCCAUGCUCCACCAUAUAUUGUUACCAUGGUGACAGUGGAACGGUCUAUUGGUGUAGGUAUUGAAGCUCUUCCUAUAACCCACUACACUCAGCCCCACCCUGAUACCAGGCAAGACGUCCAACCCUUCUUUCUAAGGAAAAGGCCUGGACUCACAAAACAGAUUGGUACUAACUGUCAUUAAAAAAAAAAAAUUCUGUAUAAUGAUAAUUUGAUGAUAUACCAUGUUAAUUGCAAUAUGAUAAGUAUUAGUCUCUAUCCUUAUUUUUUUUAACCCUGUCCUCAAAACCUCUCCUUAGGGGUUUACUAACUAUAGCAAGAGAUUGUUUCUACCUUUGUUACUUUUCUCUUUACAGUAGCAUAUUCUGUUUGUGAUUAGGCAUCCUCAGGAUGGGCAUUUCAAAUCCAAGACAUGGAAAAUGCCCCUUUAUAUACACAACUGUAUCAUGAGUAUUUACCAUGUUAGAUUUCGUCCUCCAACAACUGGGGGUUACAGAAAUAUAUAUUUUUAUGCAUCCAGAUAUUGUGGUCAUUAAAGCUGUAACUGUCCAAAAGUC
This is a messenger RNA of Syngnathus typhle (broad-nosed pipefish), 2038 nucleotides long. RefSeq names its product CUE domain-containing protein 1-like. The transcript has 11 exons. The record is from RefSeq and is a predicted model, not a curated record. Bases 322 to 1479 code for a protein of 385 amino acids. NCBI's taxonomy places the organism in Eukaryota, Metazoa, Chordata, Actinopteri, Syngnathiformes, Syngnathidae. Gene Ontology annotation, molecular function: ubiquitin binding.